Molecule: messenger RNA, 3713 nt
Organism: Leopardus geoffroyi (Geoffroy's cat)
Lineage: Eukaryota; Metazoa; Chordata; Mammalia; Carnivora; Felidae
Gene: SLITRK4
Product: SLIT and NTRK like family member 4
Exons: 2
Coding region: 480-2996 (838 amino acids)
Biological process (GO): positive regulation of synapse assembly; axonogenesis; regulation of presynapse assembly
Cellular component (GO): membrane; glutamatergic synapse
Molecular function (GO): protein binding
Source: RefSeq, a predicted model, not a curated record
UAUUAUUUUUAGUUUGGGUCGUGUUGGUUUGGGGCCGGCGGAGUGGCCAAAGCGACCACAGUGGCUACUCCAGCACCACCCUGCUUGCCUGCCCACGGCGCGGUCGCGGGUCCCCGAGGACCCAAAGAAUCCGGUGUCCUUAACAUCGCUGCCUCCCUGGCGGGGAAAGUGUCCUGGUCUAGGGAGGCUCGGGCUGUCGGGGCCGCUGCGCUGGCUUUGUUUUCUGCGCCCCCCUCGCAAGCACUCUAGGCGGACGUGGGUCUGGGGCUCCCGGCAGUGGCCCGGGAGCUGGCCCGAGACUGCUGGCACCCUGCAACACUGGGAAUACGAGAGAAGCCGGUAGCUAACUCUAAAAGCCCUGCAAAGCCGGGCAAGUGCUGGCAGCGCGACUUUGCAAGAUGCCCAAAUGUUGAGCUGAUUGCUGGCGUGAUUGUUUCUCUUUAUUCAGAAGCAUAAAGUUGUUUGCUGAUUGCCAGAAGAUGUUUCUUUGGCUCUUUCUGAUUUUGUCAGCCCUGAUUUCUUCGACAAAUGCAGAUUCUGACAUAUCGGUGGAAAUUUGCAAUGUGUGCUCCUGCGUGUCAGUCGAGAACGUGCUCUAUGUCAACUGUGAGAAGGUUUCAGUCUACAGACCAAAUCAGCUGAAACCACCCUGGUCUAAUUUUUAUCACCUCAACUUCCAAAACAAUUUUUUAAACAUCCUCUAUCCGAAUACAUUCUUGAAUUUUUCACACGCAGUAUCCCUGCAGCUGGGAAAUAAUAAACUGCAGAACAUUGAGGGAGGAGCCUUUCUUGGGCUCAGUGCAUUAAAGCAGUUGCACUUGAACAACAAUGAAUUAAAGAUUCUCCGAGCUGACACUUUCCUUGGCAUAGAGAACUUGGAGUAUCUCCAGGCUGACUACAAUUUAAUCAAGUAUAUUGAACGAGGAGCCUUCAAUAAACUCCACAAACUGAAAGUUCUCAUUCUUAAUGACAAUCUGAUUUCAUUCCUUCCUGAUAAUAUUUUCCGAUUCGCAUCUUUGACCCACCUGGAUAUACGAGGGAACAGGAUCCAGAAGCUCCCCUAUAUCGGGGUUCUGGAACACAUAGGCCGCGUUGUCGAACUGCAACUAGAAGACAAUCCUUGGAACUGCAGCUGUGAUUUGUUGCCUUUAAAAGCCUGGCUGGAGAACAUGCCAUAUAACAUUUACAUAGGAGAAGCUAUCUGCGAAACGCCCAGUGACUUAUAUGGAAGGCUUUUAAAAGAAACCAACAAACAAGAAUUAUGCCCCAUGGGCACGGGCAGUGAUUUUGAUGUACGAAUCCUGCCUCCGUCUCAGCUGGAGAAUGGCUUCACCACUCCCAAUGGCCACACUACCCAAACGUCCUUACACAGAUUAGUGACCAAACCGCCGAAAACGACAAACCCUUCCAAGAUCUCUGGAAUCGUGGCAGGCAAAUCCCUCUCCAACCGCAAUCUCAGUCAGAUCGUGUCUUACCAAACGAGGGUGCCUCCUCUUACGCCUUGCCCAGCACCUUGCUUUUGCAAAACCCAUCCUUCGGACUUGGGACUGAGCGUCAACUGCCAAGAGAAAAAUAUACAGUCCAUGUCUGAACUGGUCCCGAAACCUUUAAAUGCCAAGAAGUUGCACGUCAACGGCAAUAGCAUCAGAGACGUGGACGUCUCAGACUUCGCCGAGUUUGAAGGACUGGAUUUGCUCCAUUUAGGCAGCAAUCAGAUUACGGUGAUCAAGGGCGACGUAUUCCACAAUCUCACUAAUUUACGCAGGCUGUAUCUCAACGGCAAUCAGAUUGAGAGACUCUACCCCGAAAUAUUUUCGGGCCUUCGUAACCUGCAGUAUCUGUAUUUGGAAUACAAUCUGAUUAAGGAGAUCUUAGCAGGCACCUUCGACUCCAUGCCCAAUUUGCAAUUGCUGUAUUUAAACAACAAUCUCUUAAAGAGCCUGCCUGUUUACAUUUUCUCUGGAGCGCCCCUGGCUAGACUGAACCUGCGGAACAACAAGUUCAUGUACUUGCCCGUCAGCGGGGUCCUCGAUCAGCUGCAGUCUCUGACGCAGAUUGACUUGGAGGGCAACCCUUGGGACUGCACUUGUGACUUGGUGGCAUUAAAGCUGUGGCUGGAGAAGCUGAAUGACGGCAUCGUGGUGAAGGAACUGAAGUGUGAGACACCCGUCCAGUUUGCCAACAUUGAACUGAAGUCCCUCAAAAAUGAAAUCUUAUGUCCCAAACUCUUAAACAAGCCAUCCGCGCCAUUCACGAGCCCCGCACCUGCCAUCACCUUCACCACCCCACUGGGUCCCAUUCGAAGUCCUCCCGGUGGCCCAGUGCCUCUGUCUAUUUUAAUCUUGAGCAUCUUGGUGGUCCUCAUUUUAACAGUGUUUGUUGCUUUUUGCCUUCUUGUUUUUGUGCUGCGACGAAACAAGAAGCCCACCGUGAAGCACGAAGGCCUGGGGAACCCGGAGUGUGGCUCCAUGCAGCUGCAGCUCAGGAAACACGAUCACAAGACCAACAAAAAAGACGGACUGAGCACAGAAGCUUUCAUUCCACAAACCAUAGAACAGAUGAGCAAGAGCCACACCUGUGGUUUGAAAGAGUCCGAAACCGGGUUCAUGUUCUCGGACCCGCCGGGACAGAAAGUCACUAUGAGGAACGUGGCCGACAAGGAGAAAGAUUUGUUACAUGCAGACAGUAGGAAGAGACUGAGCACCAUCGACGAGCUGGAUGAAUUAUUCCCGAGCAGGGAUUCCAAUGUGUUUAUCCAGAAUUUUCUUGAAAGCAAAAAGGAGUACAACAGCAUAGGUGUCAGCGGCUUCGAGAUCCGCUAUCCGGAAAAACAACAAGACAAAAAAAACAAGAAGUCGCUGAUAGGCGGCAACCACAGUAAAAUUGUCGUGGAACAAAGGAAGACCAGCGAGUAUUUUGAACUGAAGGCAAAACUCCAGAGUUCCCCCGACUACCUACAGGUCCUUGAGGAGCAGACAGCUUUGAACAAGAUCUAGGUCAUGCAGUCUUACUUCACACAGAGGACAUUUAUUUAAUGAUGAAAGUGCCUUUUGUUGACUCCUGACUUCCAAAUACUAUAUUAUCAAUAGGCAUAGAGGCAGGUGUUUCCAAGGGUGUCUCAUUAACUGUAGCUGCAAAAGAUGUGUCCGGUAGAAGAGAAUUUCCUUAAUAGAUUUUACUACAUAAAACCUAUACUGUGGAGUCCUGUGGGGAUACUGCAAACUCUAUUGCCAAAGGGAUGCUUUAUAUACAUAAAACACUGAAUUUAACCUCAAGAGGCAAAUCUGUUUUGUACCCCAAUGCAAAACCUUCGUCUCUUUGUGCUUUGUAAAGCAGACUCAAGAAAACUGGUACCAGUGUUUGUACCUCAGCUGGGUCUUUCAUUUUGCACGUAGAUUAAGUUGGUGGAACUGGAAUAAUCCUUUCGAUUCGUGGCAUUGUAACAAUUCUGCGUAAAGAUGAUCUGAAAAGUAAAAACACAAAAAAAACCAAAAAAACAAAAAAACAACAAAAAAAGACAAAAACAAAACAAAACAAAACAAACAAAAAAAAAAGCAUGCAAAGAGAGAACAUUCGAUAGUAUUUGUAAAAUUGGUAAACUUUAUGGCCUGCAUCUUGAAACCGCUGGAUUUAUAAUGUUAAAUUGUGCAAAUAUUUGUUUAAAAUAUACCAUGCAUUACAUAACUAUAAAAUAAAUUUGAACACUUUAAGCA